AUGUUUUUUCAAGUUUGUUUCGGGAUUAUUCUCUGCGUUCAUUUUGCAUUAGUUGACGCAUUUUCAGAAACCAAACGCGAUCAGGCCCCAAAAGGAAAAUGUUUAUCGUUUAAAUGGGAGAGAGAAAACGACAAAAUUGACUAUGUUUGUUGCAACAGUUGUGGCGAAGAGAUUGAACAUUGUUUCGGCAAAACGUAUGGUUCAACCGGAGAUUAUUGCAAUAGCUGUGGACGAAACAAAUUGAGCUUCGCUCGAAAGCUGUCUAUGCCGUUCUCGUGUGGGGGUUGUAAUGGCCAAACUCAUGAAGCAAACACUUGCAAAAGACGGUACAGCAACCUUCCAGUCGGAUGUUGGCUAUUUCGAGGUUGUUUCGAGACUGCUUGUCAAAACAUUGCUGGCGAAGAAGGAUUUAGUAAUUACAAUCCUUUCUUAAGUGAUGGUGGUGUUCCCGGAGAGACGCCAUAUUAUGACAAACAAGUUGGUAGCAAAUUGCGCAGUUGUUUCAAUGGUGUCUGUGAUGAUGGGGAAUACAUAGAGAACUGUCCAGCCGAUUGUUGCAUCAAAAGAAAUCCCCAGAAAUGCACUUUGCUGCAAGGUUUAUGCCCACCAGAAUGCUGUGGAGAACCGCAUUGUUGUGUAGAGCGGAAAGAGAGCAAAAUUUCACAGAAAGUAAAGACAAUCAUUCUGUGUGUGACUCUGAGUAUCGUGUGCAUCUGUAUCGGUUGCAUAUUGUAUCGUUUAUAUUCGUGUAUUAAGCGGCGAGUUCAGGUCGAUAACUAUUAA
Molecule: messenger RNA, 783 nt
Organism: Paramuricea clavata
Lineage: Eukaryota; Metazoa; Cnidaria; Anthozoa; Malacalcyonacea; Plexauridae
Source: the annotation of a GenBank genome assembly